Eurypyga helias (sunbittern) is the source of this 599-nucleotide messenger RNA. Its product is annotated as sia-alpha-2,3-Gal-beta-1,4-GlcNAc-R:alpha 2,8-sialyltransferase-like. The record is from RefSeq and is a predicted model, not a curated record. Gene Ontology annotation, biological process: N-glycan processing; oligosaccharide metabolic process. The annotation marks the transcript as partial. The transcript is spliced from 2 exons. NCBI's taxonomy places the organism in Eukaryota, Metazoa, Chordata, Aves, Eurypygiformes, Eurypygidae. Gene Ontology annotation, molecular function: alpha-N-acetylneuraminate alpha-2,8-sialyltransferase activity.
UCCAAGUGGGCCUUCAACCGUACCGCGAUCACACUUCAGCGGCAAGAAAUCCUUCAGCACGUCGAUGUAAUCAAAAAUUUUUCUUUGACGAAGAAUAGCGUUAGGAUCGGACAGCUGAUGCAUUAUGAUUAUUCCAGCCAUAAGUAUGUUUUCUCGAUCAGCAAUAACUUCAGAUUGCUGCUUCCAGAUGUAUCGCCCAUCCUCAACAAGCAUUACAACAUUUGCGCCGUGGUGGGAAAUAGUGGGAUCCUGACCGGGAGUCAGUGCGGGCAAGAAAUAGAUAAAUCUGAUUUUGUUUUUCGUUGCAAUUUUGCUCCAACUGAGGCUUUCCAAAAAGAUGUCGGAAGGAAAACCAACCUCACAACCUUCAACCCUAGCAUCCUAGAAAAAUAUUACAACAAUCUUUUGACCAUUCAGGAUCGCAACAACUUCUUUUUAAGUUUGAAAAAGCUUGAUAAGGCCAUACUUUGGAUCCCAGCUUUUUUCUUCCACACAUCAGCAACGGUCACAAGAACACUGGUUGACUUCUUCGUUGAGCAUAAUGGGCAACUAAAGGUCCAGUUGGCUUGGCCGGGAAAUAUAAUGCAGCAUGUUAACAG